Messenger RNA from Clavispora lusitaniae ATCC 42720, 1653 nucleotides. RefSeq names its product Rtf1p (gene RTF1). Lineage: Eukaryota; Fungi; Ascomycota; Pichiomycetes; Serinales; Metschnikowiaceae. Gene Ontology annotation, cellular component: Cdc73/Paf1 complex. The record is from RefSeq and is a predicted model, not a curated record. Gene Ontology annotation, molecular function: DNA binding; RNA polymerase II C-terminal domain phosphoserine binding.
AUGUCUGAUAUCGAGGAUGAUUUGUUGGCGCUUGCUGGCGCUGAUUCUGGCUCUGAUGAUGAAAUGCUGGAUGUUCCAUUAAAAAGAGUCAAGGCAGAAGAAGAAAGUCGACAAGCUUCCAUGGACGAGAAAGCUGAUGAAGAUGAAGAAGACGAUAAAGAAAACGAAGGUUUCGAGGACGAAGAAGAAGAAUACAAUGAUGUCGACAUGGACGCUGAAGAUGACGAUGACGGAGACGAAGAUGACUUGAUAAAUCCGUAUCCGUUGGAAGGAAAGUACCGAGAUGAGGCUGACCGAGAGCAUUUGCUCGAGAUGGACGAAAUUGAAAGAGAACAGACGCUUUUCGAGCGUUCUCAAGAGAUGGACAGAUACAAUGAAAAGAAGUAUUUGCAGCAGCGGAUGAAGCAGCAGAAACUGGCUGGUGUAGAGAAGAAAACCAGAUCCAGCAGCCGGAAAGCCGCGACUUCGGGGUCUAAAGGCUCGAAGCUGGACAAGUUGAGCGAGUUGAGAAAGCAAAGAGAGCAGAAAAGCAGAAAGGCGGCUGAUGAUUAUGAGGAGGACGAAGAGGAUGACAAUGAGGCCUUCGCUGAAGACGAAGAUCUCGAAGGUGAGUACGACGAUGGUUAUGAAGAUGAGGUUAUUUGGGGCAGCGGUCUGUCCAAAUUCAAGCCCCGGAGCUUUGAAAGAGCGGGCGUGGAACAUUUCAAUCGCAUCCGUAUCGGCCGCAGCUUUCUAAGCAAGUAUCUUUACUACCGUCAAUUUGGCGAUGUGAUUUCGAAGACUUUUGGCAAAAUCAACGUUGGAAUGGACAGAAGAACGCGCCGGCCGUUGUACAGAGUGGUUCAGAUUGAAGAGUUGGUGAGCCAUCCUCAUAAACAGUACAGAUUGGGCGACACCAAAACAGAUUUCUACUUGGUAGUCAGCCAGAACAAGUCGCAAACAAAAGAGUUCCCGCUCUCUGUGUUCAGUGACGCAGACAUUACGCCAGAAGAGUUUGAGAGGUAUGUGCAAGAGUUGAACAAGACCAACGAGGAUGUGCCUUACGUGGACGAUAUCAACGAAAAGGCCGAACAGUUACACCAAUUAAUGAACAGCGGACUUUCAAACAAGGACAUCGACGACAUGGUGACAAAGAAGCAAAAAAUGCAAGGCGGUAUCAGCUCCUUCGAUGCAGUGUACCAGAAAUCUCGUGUGAGGGACGAAUUGAAGGUGGCGAAGCAAGAGGGUGACGUUGCUCGUGUUAAGGAGCUUUCAGACCGUUUGCGGAAGUUGGAAGAUAUUUUGUACAAGGACACCGAACGGACGUCGGCCGGGUCAAUGAAUGACAUGUCUAAAGUGAACGAACGGAACCGGAAGUUGAACCAGACCAACAUCCGGAAAGCUGAGUUGAAAUCAUCCCAUUUGCGCAAAACGGGUGAGUUAGACGAAGGUGAUCCAUUCCUGCGGUUGAAAACCACCACUAGAAUAUUCUACCAGGAGUUGGUGAACGAAGAAAACCAAAAGGCGUUGCAAGACGCGCGUGCCAACUACGAGACGAUGAUGGCAGAGAAAAACGAGCAAGAAGCCAAGAUCGCCUCCUCUACAUAUCGUGAGCUCGGCAAUUUCGACCGUCUCAUCGCACAAGUGGACAUUGACUUUGUGCCUGCUUUAUAA